UGACUCGCUCACAUGAUGAGGCGACCAGCCCGCGGAGGCUGUCACUCACUGGACGUGUCCGUUUGUUUCUUUGGUAUAGUCGGCUCGAAGAUGGAGAUUUGGGGCAAUUAAUGAAGAAUUCGCACGGCACAUCCAGGCGUGUCGUGAUUCCUCCAGUGAGCCCAGUGCCGCUUCUGCUUGGGUUGUUGGUUGAUAGUCGAGCACGAGUGCAAGGCACCGCAAAACAGACUUCAUUAUGGUGGAUUUUUUAGCCGAAAAUAAUCUGUGCGGGCAAGCUAUACUGCGAAUUGUCUCUAGGGGAAAUGCUAUCAUUGCAGAACUGCUGCGGCUUUCCGACUUUAUCCCCAGUUUCUUCAGGUUAAAGGACAAAGUCGAUCAGCAAAAAUAUGGAGAAAUUGUUUACGACUUCAGCUAUUUUAAGGGUCCUGAAUAUUAUGAAAGCAAGCUUGAAGCCAAGCCUGAGCUUCAGGAUUUGGAUGAGGAGUUCAGAGAAAACAACAUCGAAAUUCUGACCCGUUUUUAUCUGGCAUUUGAAAGUGUCCAUAAAUAUAUUGUUGACUUGAACAGAUACCUCGACGACCUGAAUGAAGGCGUUUAUAUUCAGCAGACCUUAGAAAGCGUGCUGUUAAAUGAAGAUGGAAAGCAGCUUUUAUGUGAAGCCAUUUAUUUAUAUGGAGUCAUGUUAUUGGUUAUCGACAUGAAGAUUGAAGGAGAAGUAAGAGAAAGAAUGCUGGUGUCUUAUUACCGAUACAGUGCUACACGUUCAUCUGUGGACACGAACUUGGAUGAUAUAUGUAAGCUGCUACGCAGCACAGGGUAUUCUAGUCAGCCAGGAGCCAAACGACCUGCAAACUAUCCUGAAAGUUACUUUUCCAGGGUACCAAUCAGUGAAACCUUCAUCAGCAUGGUGAUUGGCCGUCUACGCUCAGAUGAUAUCUAUAAUCAGGUUUCUGCCUAUCCUUUACCGGAACAUCGCAGUACAGCACUUGCUACACAAGCUGCAAUGCUUUAUGUGAUUCUUUACUUUACACCAAAUAUUCUGAACACGCAGCAAGCAAAGAUGAGGGAGAUUGUGGAUAAAUACUUUCCUGAUAACUGGGUCAUAAGUAUUUAUAUGGGUAUAACAGUUAACUUGAUGGAAGCCUGGGAGCCAUAUAAAGCGGCAAGAACAGCUCUUAAUUAUACUCUGGAUCAAGCAAAUAUUAAGGAGCAGGCAAGUCGAUAUGCUAGUAGUGUAGAAGUGUUGCGUCCCCAGGUUCAGCAGUUUCUAAAACAAGGAUUUCUUCGAGAAGAGUAUGUUUUGGACAACAUUCCCAAACUGCUUAACUGCCUUCGUGACUGCAAUGUGGCCAUUCGUUGGCUGAUGCUUCACACUGCAGAGUCAGCAUAUGACCCAAAUAACAAGCGAUUUCGUCAAAUGAAGGAUCAAGUGAUUAAUGACUCCAAAUAUAAUGCAAAAAUUCUCUUUCAGUUGUUACUGGAUACCUCUCAGUUUGAGUUUGUUCUGAAAGAGAUGUUCAAGCAAAUGUUGUCUGAAAAGCAACAAAAGUGGGAAAAUUACAAGAAAGAGGGUUCAGAAAGAAUGAUUGAACUUGCUGAAGUGUUUUCAGGUGUCAAACCACUAACCAGGGUUGAAAAAAAUGAAAAUCUUCAGGCUUGGUUCAGAGAAAUAUCCAGACAGAUUUUAUCUUUGAAUUAUGAGGACUCAACUGCUGCUGGAAGGAAAACUGUUCAACUUAUCCAAGCUUUGGAAGAAGUACAAGAAUUUCAUCAGCUGGAAUCAAACCUACAGGUCUGCCAAUUUCUGGGAGACACUAGAAGAUUUUUGCAUCAUAUGAUAAGAACAAUUAACAUUAAAGAAGAAGUUCUGAUUACAAUGCAGAUUAUUGGAGAUUUGUCCUACGCAUGGCAGCUUAUUGACAGUUUUACAUCCAUCAUGCAAGAGAGUAUCAGAGCAAACCCUUCAAUGGUUACGAAGCUGAGGGCCACUUUUAUUAAGCUUGCUUCGGCACUUGAUCUGCCACUUUUGAGAAUUAAUCAAGCAAACAGCCCUGACCUUCUCAGUGUCUCUCAGUUCUACUCUGGAGAGUUGGUUUCCUAUGUCAGAAAGGUACUACAGAUCAUUCCUGAGAGUAUGUUUACAUCUCUUGCAAAAAUUAUUAAACUGCAAAUCCAUGACAUUAUGGAAGUACCAACUCGCCUUGACAAAGACAAACUACGAGAUUAUGCACAGUUGGGAGCACGUUAUGAGGUUGCCAAAUUGACUCAUGCCAUUUCAAUAUUUACUGAAGGUAUCCUCAUGAUGAAAACCACACUAGUUGGUAUCAUAAAGGUGGAUCCAAAACAGCUAUUAGAGGAUGGAAUACGAAAGGAGUUGGUCAGAAGAGUUGCUUUUGCACUGCACAAGGGUCUUAUCUUUAAUCCGAAAGCUAAGACUAGUGAAUUAAUGCCAAAGCUGAAAGAAAUGGCUGCAACCAUGGAUGGAUUUUACCGUUCAUUUGAGUAUAUUCAAGAUUAUGUGAGCAUCUACGGGCUUAAAAUAUGGCAAGAAGAAGUGUCCCGCAUCAUAAACUACAAUGUAGAGCAAGAAUGCAAUAACUUCUUGAGGACAAAGAUUCAGGAUUGGCAAAGUGUAUACCAAUCCACUCAUAUUCCUAUACCUCAGUAUCCACCUGUGGAUGAAUCUGCGACAUUUAUUGGUCGGCUUUGCAGAGAAAUUCUAAGGAUCACUGAUCCCAAAGUGACUUGCUACAUUAACCAACUGAAUACGUGGUAUGACAUAAGAACUCAUCAAGAGGUCACCAAUAACCGAUUGUUUUCGGAGAUUCAGAACACACUAGGAACAUUUGGUUUAAACGGCCUGGAUAGACUUCUCUGUUUUAUGAUUGUCAAGGAGCUACAGAUUUUUCUGAGUAUGCUUCAGAGGACAAUCCUUAGAGACAGAUAUUUACUCGACAUUUUAAGAGCACUGAUGAAUGCUGUGUCUCCUGUGAAAGGUAUUGUGGCAAAUGCUUCUAAAGUUUACUCUACAGCUGUCAUGAAAACUCAGAAAGUUUGGACUCCUUAUUUAGAGGCGAUCCAAAAGGUUGGCCAAAUGCAGAUUUUGAGACGCCAGAUAGCUAAUGAGCUAAACUAUUCCUGUAAAUUUGAUUCUAAACAUCUGGCAGCUGCCCUGGAUAAUUUAAACAAGGCUUUGCUAGCUGACAUUGAAGCCCAUUACCAGAAUCCUUUGCUGCCAUACCCAAAAGAAGAAAACACUCUUCUUUAUGAAAUCACAGCAUACUUGGAAGCAGCUGGUUUAAAUAACCCAUUGAAUAAAAUUUAUGUCACAACAAAGCGACUUCAGUUUUUCCCUUUGGUGAACUUUCUCUUUCUGAUAAGUCAGCUCCCAAAAAUGCAAUAUAGCAAGAACCAAGGAAUGACUUGUAGAAAACCUACAGACCCAGUAGACUGGCCUCCUCUUAUACUUGGUCUCCUCACAUUACUGAAGCAGUUUCAUUCUAGAUAUGCUGAGCAGUUUUUGGCCUUAAUUGGUCAGUUUAUUCGUUCUCUCAUGGAGCAAACCACAAGUCAGAAGAUUCCAGAAAUGCCAUCAGAUGUCAUUGGAGCCUUAAUGUUCAUGGAAGAUUAUGUGCACUAUACAAAACUUCCAAGAAAGGUUGUUGAAGCUCAUGUGCCAACUUUCAUCAUUGAUGAAUUCCGAACAAUACUCUGAGUCCAAUUCAAAAAAGAAGCAAUGCAUUAUUGCUGUAAGAGAUCAGUAUGACAUCAUUAUUUGUAAUGGAGUUGGACUGAUUUCUCUCUGUUUUCAAGCACUUGUGUAAUGUAGGAAUCUGAGUUCACAUUUCUAAUGUAUUCAUUUGAAUUGACAUUCUAACUUUGUAUUAUUGUAACAUGUAAAUUUUCCUUAACAUAAUGUAAGCAAAGUUAGUUACCAAUAUAAAUAAUUUUUUUUUUACUAAAAUGUCCUCUAUUGUUUAAUAACUUUAUCCACCAAACUAUUACUUUAUAACUCUCUUACCAUACAGUAUGUUUUCAAUGUCGUAAUCAAGGCCAUCCACCAUUCCAGUCUUUAGCAGAUC
Messenger RNA from Polypterus senegalus (gray bichir), 4082 nucleotides. It is a transcript of the gene washc5, whose product is annotated as WASH complex subunit 5. The transcript is spliced from 28 exons. Bases 236 to 3715 code for a protein of 1159 amino acids. Gene Ontology annotation, cellular component: endosome; WASH complex. The record is from RefSeq and is a predicted model, not a curated record. Lineage: Eukaryota; Metazoa; Chordata; Cladistia; Polypteriformes; Polypteridae. Gene Ontology annotation, biological process: endosome organization; regulation of actin nucleation; actin filament polymerization.